AAUACUUUCAUUGUCGGUUUACUUGUUGAUUUUACAGCUAUUAGAAGACAAAACUUCAUCGCAAGCUGCUUAAACAGCCUCAUCUACCUCUGAGCAUCUUUUAAACAACAACUCUUCUAUAUAUAUCCAUAAAGAUUCUUUUCUUUUCUCUCAUAACAAGAGAGAUGAGGCAUUUGGUGUUUGCUCUUUUGCUUGCCAUUUUGUUCCACCAAGAGUGUUCCUAUACUCAAGUUGAAGCUGGAGAUGGUUUCAUUAGGACCCAAGGAGUGAAGUUCCUAUUGAAUGGUAACCCUUACUAUGCUAAUGGCUUCAAUGCUUACUGGUUGAUGUAUGUGGCCUCUGACCCAACUCAGAGAUCCAAAGUUUCAUCUGCCUUUAGGGAAGCUUCAAGCCAUAGCCUUACAGUGGCUAGAACUUGGGCUUUCAGUGAUGGUGGCUACAGGCCCUUACAGUACUCUCCUGGCUCAUACAAUGAGGAAAUGUUCAAGGGGUUGGAUUUUGUUAUAGCUGAGGCCAGAAGGUAUGGGAUUAAGCUCAUAUUGAGCAUGGUGAACAACUAUGACAGCUUGGGAGGGAAGAAGCAAUAUGUAAACUGGGCUAGAAAUCAGGGGCAGUACCUGACAUCUGACGAUGAUUUCUUUAGGAACCCAGUUGUAAAGAGCUACUACAAGAAUCAUGUUAAGACUGUUCUUAACAGAUAUAACAGUUUUACUGGACUUCAUUACAAAGAUGACCCAACAAUCAUGGCCUGGGAGCUCAUCAAUGAACCCAGAUGCACCUCUGAUACUUCAGGGAGGACCAUUCAGGCUUGGAUCUCGGAAAUGGCAUCGUUCGUGAAGUCUAUCGACAGAAACCAUUUGCUGGAAGCUGGGUUAGAAGGAUUUUAUGGGCAAUCAACACCACAGAAAAAGAGACUCAAUCCUGGUUUUGAUAUAGGAACAGACUUCAUUGCAAAUAACCAGAUCCCUGGCAUUGAUUUUGCCACAGUCCACUCAUAUCCUGAUCAAUGGUUAUCUAACUCAAACGAUCAAUCUCAACUGUCUUUCUUGAACAACUGGCUCGAUAUCCACAUUCAAGAUGCACAAUAUACUCUUCGAAAGCCAAUACUUCUUGCGGAAUUCGGGAAAUCCUGGAAAGAUACUGGCUUUAACACCAAUCAAAGAGACAUGAUGUUCAACACUGUUUACUACAAGAUAUACUCGUCUGCUAAACGAGGUGGAGCAGCAGCUGGAGGCAUGUUUUGGCAACUUCUGACUGAAGGCAUGGACUCAUUCCAAGAUGGCUACGGGAUAGUACUCAGCCAGAGCUCAUCAACUGCAAAUGUGAUCUCCCAACAGUCUCACAAGCUUUACCAGAUUCGAAAGAUCUUUGCCAGAAUGAGAAAUGUUGAGAGGUGGAAGCGAGCAAGAGCUGCUAGGAGGAAUCGAUGGUCAGGCAGGAACAGAGGCAAGGGUAUUGGAAACUAAAAGAAUUGGGUUUCCAGGCAAAUGGUUCCUCUCUUAGAGAUGAAUAUUGUUCGUCCAGGGGGAUUGAUAAGAAGAUAUACUUUAUGUGCUCUUGUUGUUUUUUGUUUGAGUUGUUAAGGGAGCUUUGUCUUGCCAUGGAAGUAGAAUUUGGAAAACUAUAUAUAUAGCAUUCCCCUGUUUACAGCUUCACAUCAGGCUUCUUGGAAUAUAGGUUGAUGAUGUGAAAUUAUGUGGUUUUUGUGUUUUAAACUUGAAUGAAAACCAUGCACUAAGAUUAAAUCCAGUUUUUCCUCUU
Molecule: messenger RNA, 1761 nt
Organism: Tripterygium wilfordii
Lineage: Eukaryota; Viridiplantae; Streptophyta; Magnoliopsida; Celastrales; Celastraceae
Product: mannan endo-1,4-beta-mannosidase 7
Exons: 5
Coding region: 165-1466 (433 amino acids)
Molecular function (GO): hydrolase activity, hydrolyzing O-glycosyl compounds
Source: RefSeq, a predicted model, not a curated record